This is a messenger RNA of Hipposideros armiger (great roundleaf bat), 2797 nucleotides long. RefSeq names its product S100P binding protein (gene S100PBP). NCBI's taxonomy places the organism in Eukaryota, Metazoa, Chordata, Mammalia, Chiroptera, Hipposideridae. Bases 248 to 1513 code for a protein of 421 amino acids. Gene Ontology annotation, molecular function: calcium-dependent protein binding. The record is from RefSeq and is a predicted model, not a curated record. The transcript is spliced from 9 exons.
GGGAGGUCGAGCAGGGGGGCGAUAAAAUGGCGCAGGGGGCGGAGUGAGGCGCAGUCUUUCGCCCAGGCCUCGGUCCGGCUUCGGAGAUGAACUGAUGUGAUGCCUGGGAUUUGCUUCAAAAUAGUCCGGAAGGUGGGAGUCAAUCAUUUUGACAAGUCUCCUGAAAGGAGCAGCUAGCAGGAGCUGAAACCUUUUUCCAUUUGGUCUUGUGGCGAAGGCAGAGAUCACGCCAGCAGCUGCACACAAUAUGAUGUGCUCACUAGUGCCCUCUGAACAGCCUUCUGGUACCUCUCUCUUGCCUAAAGACAAUGCCCCAUUUUCUUGGGGUUCCUCGGAUGAGGAUGAAUUAGAUGACUCCUUGCUAGAGCCGUCUGUUGGAGAAGAAGAUGAUGACCAUUUCAGUUUCACGGAGGAAGAGAUUGAGGCGCUCUUAAAAGAUGAUAACCUAUCAAAUGAGCAUAUUUCUUGUGAUGAUGAGUUGCUUGAAGGUGACAGCAGGCAUGUUAAGAAAGGAGAAAGGGAGGCUCAAAUUCUACUUAACACUCCACAAGAGAAAAAUUCAUUGUACAGCUUGGGACCGGUAGCUGAGACUCCUGGCCUCUUCAAAUUACCUCAACUAAGUACAUCAGUUGGUAAUGGACCAAUUCCUACUAAACCAUUAAAUAGACGCUUUGCACUAGAAAAGAAUCUUGUAAAAUUAACAGUUGUUACACCAUUUGAUCCAACAGUUUGCGAUGCUGUGCUUGAUAAGGACAAGACUGAUACAUCCAAAGAUAUUGAAAACCCCUCCUCCCUUGGAGAAGAGAUGAGAGAAGAUGGUGUUAGCCCAAAUAAGAGCAAACUUUGCACUGAAUCUGAAGGGAUCAGCCCCAGUAAUUCUGCCUGGGAUGGGCCUCUGCUCCCUUCUGCUUCAAAGAAUAACUUUAAACAAACUGUCUCUGAUAAAAGUAUGCAUGACAGUAAGAAACCUACGCCGGUAUCCUCUCAGAUUUUGGACCAUUCCGAGACUCCUAAUACAGGGUCAUCUUGGAGAAAUGGAUCACAUAAAUCGAGCUGUGAAACGAGGUUUUCAGUUAUUUCCAGUUCAUCAAACAAACAGGAUGUUCCUGACAAGGAUUCUGGCAAGCUGAAAGCCCCUGAGAGAAGACUAGGCAAAGUCAUUCCGGUUCUGCAAGCCAAAACGAGGACUAAUGUUCCGACGGUUUUACAAUCAGAUCUAGAACAGAAGAAGCAACUUUAUCUCAAGAAUGUCUUUGCUCAUAUAAAUGACCCAGUGGACCCUAACCAAGGUACCUUGAAGGAGCUCUGUGCCUUGGUGGAUCGAGUUCAUCAUAUGCAUAACCCAAAAUGGCCGCAUCCUUCGGACCUUACCACGCGAAACUACGCCCGGUUCCGACAGAAACCUCUGGAAAGAUACAGUCUGACUCAGUGGGUUGACAAGAACAAGCGAAGCCACCAACGGUUCCAGUGUCUCCCCGAUAUCCAGUGGCCGCCUCCUGAAGCCCAGCAUUAACCAAAACACAAAGCUCAAGCAAAACACCCACCUUUAUGUAGAGGUGAAGUCUCCUGGUGCCCAAAAGAAAUCAUCUUUUAAUCUCCUGUACAGAAGAGAUUCUUUUCAGGCUGCAAGCCAGUGUUAAUUAUUGCUCAUGACUUAUAAAUGGAUACAAGUCACUUUUAACAACCCUCUUACUUUUUUAUUUGAAUCUCUGAAUACCUGUCAGUAUUUUAAAGUUGGUAAUCUAAGACAUUUGAAGUAGGAUAGAGCAGGACAAAAAUCCUAUUCAGAGGACAAAUUGAAAUCGUAAAUCUCUCCUUCUAGUACCUACUAGCUGCCUUUAUUUUUUGGCUUUUAUUUCAUUCUUCAUCAAAUUUACUUUGCACAAUAGUAUUUACAAAUCUUAUACAUCUUAAUUCUGACAGACUGCUGAGUGACCGCUGUUGACUUGUGGUCUUGUGACUGAUCGUCUUCUCUGCCUUUGUCCAGGGAUUUUCCUUUUUGCCCCCAGUGACCACUGUGCACUCUAGGGCUCUGCCUAUUAGACAUAGAUAUGCCUCUUAAGAACAGUCUCCUUACUGUCUUUAUUGAAGAGCUGCCCACCCAGGGUCUCGACUCCAGGACAGGCAGGAAGCCAAGGGUAUGGAGGUAUCGUUGCUCUUCAGUUUCAUGUGCUGAACCGGAACUUCUAGUAUGAGGUGAUGUGUUAGUCAGUGAGCCUCCAUCCUGUGGGAGAGACUUUGGAGAGGCACUCAGUUGUCUCCGUUAGUCAGCAAGAGGUGCCUUCCGACCCUAGAUGCUACUGUCUCAUUUGGUCAGACCUCUGAUGCACAGUUUCACAAAACCACUAAAGUGGGUCUGAUAUAGUUGUGAUUAAUCCUGUGCACAAAAGCAUUACCUGAGCUUCAGGUUUGGUGUCAACCCGAGUUGGCAGACUGUGCAUCCAUCUUAAUGGAUGUCUUAGGAUUUCAUUAUUCUUUCUUCACAGACAGCUCUAGACAUCUUUUCGGAGAUUUUGUAGUCCAGCACCCGUGCUAUUGCUGUUCACUCUCUGUGAAGGUUGUAUGUACAUAGUUGCUGUAGCGCAGCCUGUGAUGUUAGGCUAGCUGCCUCUGUCUGGUUUGUUUCAUCAGCCCCAUUUUUGUAUGUGAGUAACCCAUCUUCAAUAUCCCACCCUGCUUUAGAAACUGACUUGGGAAAAGCUUGGUCAGUCAAGCCACCCAUAAAUUUAUUUUGUUUGGGGUUUUUUUUGGUUGUUUGUUUUAAGCUGAGCCAUCCUGCCACCGGUUGGCAGCUCAG